Molecule: messenger RNA, 297 nt
Organism: Plenodomus lingam JN3
Lineage: Eukaryota; Fungi; Ascomycota; Dothideomycetes; Pleosporales; Leptosphaeriaceae
Source: RefSeq, a predicted model, not a curated record
AUGCACUCUUCAAUAGGUAUAUCCACUCGCAACCAAUCCUCGACCGUCAAUUUUUCUCAAUCCGAGUCUGAUACUGAUCGCCCAACGACCAAGCCUGCCGUCUCCUCGAAACAGCAACGUACCGGUACCGUAGCCAACACGACACAAAAACCUCAAUACCGUGCGGUAGGAAAACACAGCGCGCGUGGCUGGGGCUUUAGCCAGCGUCUUGGGGCUGAGGGUGAGGCAGCGAGUGUGGCUGCCAAUACAAUGCCCUUGCCCACGCCGCCUGCCGCCUUGAUCAACGCAAGGCUCUAA